Messenger RNA from Condylura cristata (star-nosed mole), 936 nucleotides. Its product is annotated as olfactory receptor 4D11-like. NCBI's taxonomy places the organism in Eukaryota, Metazoa, Chordata, Mammalia, Eulipotyphla, Talpidae. Gene Ontology annotation, biological process: G protein-coupled receptor signaling pathway. The transcript has a single exon. Bases 1 to 936 code for a protein of 311 amino acids. The record is from RefSeq and is a predicted model, not a curated record. Gene Ontology annotation, molecular function: G protein-coupled receptor activity; olfactory receptor activity. Gene Ontology annotation, cellular component: membrane.
AUGGAGCAGGCAAAUUACACAAGGGUGAAAGAAUUUAUUUUUCAAGGACUGACCCAGACCUGGGAGCUGAGCCUGGUCUUAUUUCUUUUCUUAUUCUUGGUGUACACAGCCAUCCUGAUGGGAAACCUGCUCAUCAUGGUCACCGUGACCUACGAGGCUCGCCUGCACACCCCCAUGUACUUCCUGCUGCGCAAUCUCUCUGUCCUGGACAUCUGCUUCUCCUCCAUCACUGCCCCCAAGGUCCUCGUGGACCUGCUGGCCAGGAGGAAGACCAUCUCCUUCAAUGGCUGCAUGACCCAGAUCUUCUUCUUCCACCUCCUCGGUGGAGCAGACAUUUUUUCUCUCUCUGUCAUGGCCUUGGACCGCUACAUGGCCAUCUCCAAGCCCCUCCACUACGUCACCAUCAUGAGCAGGGGGCGCUGCUCAGCCCUCAUUGUGGCCUCCUGGGUGGGGGGCUUUGUCCAUUCCGUGGUGCAGAUUUCCCUGUUGCUCCGGCUCCCCUUCUGCGGGCCCAACGUUGUUGACGGCUUCUACUGUGACGUCCCUCAGGUCCUCAAGCUGGCCUGCACGGACACCUUUGUCAUCGAGCUCCUCAUGAUUUCCAACAAUGGCCUGGUCUCCAUCCUGUGGUUCCUCCUCCUCCUGGCGUCCUACGCGGUCAUCCUGGCCUUACUGAGGUCGCAGGCCGGGGAGGGCAGGAGGAAAGCCGUCUCCACCUGCACCGCCCACAUCACGGUGGUCACCCUGCACUUCGUGCCCUGCAUCUAUGUCUAUGCGCGGCCCUUCGCUGCCCUCCCCUCUGACAAGGUCAUCUCCGUCACCUUCACGGUCAUCUCCCCGCUGCUGAACCCGGUGAUCUACACCCUGAGGAACCAGGAGAUGAAGUCGGCCAUGAAGCGGCUGAAGAGACGACUCGGGCCUGCUGAGAAGGAAUAG